Protopolystoma xenopodis is the source of this 390-nucleotide messenger RNA. The record is from the annotation of a GenBank genome assembly. NCBI's taxonomy places the organism in Eukaryota, Metazoa, Platyhelminthes, Monogenea, Polystomatidea, Polystomatidae.
AUGGAGAAUCCAGUUAAAUCCGUGGCUACACUUGAGUUCGGCAUUUGCUUCUACUUGAGCUGGGUGGCCGCCGGGCUGGGUCUUGUGUGUGCCAUUCUGCCAAACAUGGUGAGACCCACUUUUCGAUUCGCCUCAAAAGUCGAGCACGACCAAAUGCCACUUCAUAUGCUCUACCAUCCACAGGAGAUGAACCAUUCCGGAGCUCAACUUAGCCGGCUUGGACGACGACGCAACAGCUCGUUAGAAUCUACCUUUCCUCGAGAGCAUCAAUACUCGCACCAACUUAACUACGACAAUCCUGUCUUUCAGUUAGGCCAGACGCAUCCCUCAAAUGAGCUUGACGCUCUUCACAAUUUCGCCAGGGGACAUCCUCCUUAUCAACACACCUAG